Octodon degus (degu) is the source of this 5141-nucleotide messenger RNA. Its product is annotated as heparan sulfate glucosamine 3-O-sulfotransferase 3B1. NCBI's taxonomy places the organism in Eukaryota, Metazoa, Chordata, Mammalia, Rodentia, Octodontidae. The record is from RefSeq and is a predicted model, not a curated record. The transcript is spliced from 2 exons. Gene Ontology annotation, molecular function: [heparan sulfate]-glucosamine 3-sulfotransferase activity. Bases 1294 to 2466 code for a protein of 390 amino acids.
GAGAGAACAUUUUCUCCUAAGUUCUCCGGCAAGCUCAUAUCCUAAUAAAACUUCCUAGACGAGACUCACACCACAUUUUGACUAGGAAACUUAAAAAAAAAAAAAUCAGACUGUCAUCUUCCUGUUACUUGUUCCCUUUCUCCGGAACGCUCCCAUCCCCCAACCUUUUCUGGGAAGUUUGCACGCUGAAAAGUUUUCUUGAGACAGUUUACGCCAUCUCACUUAACCAGUAGGAUGGGGACGAUCAACCUUGGCAAAGGAGGAAAAAAAAAACGAGGGUGGGGGCGGGAGGUGCUAGCGAGUUCCAGACAGGCUUUUCCUUUGAACUUCCAAAUCGGCAUCCGUCCCGGAAGUAGCCCCCUCUGAGUAUCUGCGUGGGACCUCCGGGUUUGGGGAUUUGGGUACAUCUCCAGGCGGCUACCACCCACUUGCUACUAUGCAACAUCACGAGCCCGCCUGAGACACAUCUGGAUGGAGGCUCGCGUCCCAGUUUGUGGGCCACUGCCGCCAAGGCUGGCUCCCGGGAGUGAGUGCGGAAAUGCGAGCGGGCGCGGAAGCGCACCGCUCGGAGGAGUUGGACCUCUCCCAGUUUACGGUCACUCCAACAUCUUUCUCACCGUCGGCUACUGUCACCAGUCUCUGGCUCCUCCUCCCUGAAGCCGCCCAUUAGGUCUUACAGCCAAUAGAAACUCCCGGCCUCUUUCCACCGCCCCGAACCCUUUCCACACCCCCACGUUCCGAGAGAAGAUUGGCUGUUUCGCCCUCCGCGAGGCACCUACUUCUGCAAGGCACUCUCGGCUUCUGGUAGGCAGAGCGGCGCGUCACUCCGCAAGGCCGGGCCCGCCCCCUCCACCUCAGUUCAGGCUCCCUUCCUGCGCAGUUCUCCACCGCAGCCUCUGCAGGGAAGAGCCGGGCUACUCUCGAGGCUCAGUGGUCGGACUGCGAGGUGCGAGCCCCGGCGAGCCACCGUGCGCACCGCCCCGAGUGGCCAACAAGCGGGAGCGCGGCGUCCUUCUCUCCUCUCCCGAGCAGUCCCUGUGCCAAUAGUUACCAUUGAACCGACUUUCCGUUCCAGUUGCGGCUUCUCCCGGGCAACAUGUCAAGAGCCGCCGCCGCUCCAGCUGCCGCCGCCACCUGGGGAAGAGCAGCCGCAGGGGCGGCCGCGGGCGAGCGGGGUCAAUAAACCGAGUCACCCGGACAUCCAGCGGGCCGAGGGACAAUCUCCGUGCUCACUGCUCCGGCGGCCCGAGCUAUGUGUUGAGCCAUGCCCCUGGGCGCGCCCACGGGCCGCGCAUGGGGCAGCGCUUGAGCGGUGGCCGGCCCUGCCUCGAUGUUCCGGGUCGGCUCCUGCCGCAGCCACCGACGCCCCCGUCGCCGGUGAGGAGGAAGCUCGCGCUGCUCUUCGCGAUGCUCUGCGUCUGGCUGUACAUGUUCCUGUACUCCUGCGCCGGCUCCUGCGCCGCGGCGCCGGGGCUCUUGAUGCUGGGCUCGGGGUCUCGCGCCGCGCACGCCCCGCCAGCCCUGGCCACGGUUUCGAAUGGGACGCCCUCCAGGUUUCCUUUCCGGGCGUUGCCGGCCACGGCACUGGCUGCCGGCAAGGACAUGGCAGAAGGCGCCGCGAGCCAGGAGGAGCAGAGUCCCGAGGCGCCGGACUCUCCUAGUCCCAUCUCCAGCUUCUUUAGUGGGUCUGGGAGCAAGCAGCUGCCGCAGGCCAUCAUCAUUGGCGUGAAGAAGGGCGGCACGCGGGCGCUGCUGGAGUUCCUGCGCGUGCACCCCGACGUGCGCGCCGUGGGCGCAGAACCCCACUUCUUUGACCGCAGCUACGACAAGGGCCUCGCCUGGUACCGGGACCUGAUGCCGCGCACGCUGGAGGGACAGAUCACCAUGGAGAAGACGCCCAGCUACUUCGUCACGCGGGAGGCGCCCGCGCGCAUCUCGGCCAUGUCCAAGGACACCAAGCUCAUCGUGGUGGUGCGGGACCCGGUGACCAGGGCCAUCUCGGACUACACGCAGACGCUGUCCAAGCGGCCGGACAUCCCCACCUUCGAGAGCCUGACGUUCAAAAACAGGAGCGCGGGCCUGAUCGACACGUCGUGGAGCGCCAUCCAGAUCGGCAUCUACGCCAAGCACCUGGAGCUCUGGCUGCGCCACUUCCCGGUGGGCCAGAUGCUCUUCGUGAGCGGCGAGCGGCUCAUCAGCGACCCGGCGGGCGAGCUGGGCCGCGUGCAGGACUUCCUGGGCCUCAAGCGCAUCAUCACGGACAAGCACUUCUACUUCAACAAGACCAAGGGCUUCCCCUGCCUGAAGAAGGCCGAGGGCAGCAGCAAGCCCCACUGCCUGGGCAAAACCAAGGGCAGGACCCACCCCGAGAUCGACCCCGCGGUGGUGCAGAGACUGCGCGAGUUCUACCGGCCCUUCAACCUCAAGUUCUAUCAGAUGACCGGGCACGAUUUUGGCUGGGAUUGAGUGGACCCUGGCUGUGUAAUUUACCAUGUGGCUUAUAUAUUAAGAGAUUAUAUGUAUGUAAAAUGUACAGAAAUCUAUUUUAUAAUAAUUUAUUUUUAAUUCAUAAGCAAUUAAUUCACUAAGCUGCCUAGCCACACUCUUUAGAGAGUUAGCUUCAUGAUUUGUUAACAUUCCAAAGUGUUUAAUUCUGAUAUUUUGUUCUAUGCCUCACAAUUGAUGGUGCUUCCAUUUCUCCCCCUUCCUUCCCUAUUGUAUUUAAAAAGAAGAAAAGCACAACUUGAGAUUUUUGUUUUUACGGGUAUUCAGCUUUCAUUUGCUGUCCCAGUUCUCUGGUUGCUGUCUGCUUUUGUCUGGGGCUCCAUGAUCCAGCUUCCAGUCUCUUCUGCUUGUGUACCUCCUAGGAGCACUGAGCUGCCCCACUGUGCUAUAUUCUGAAGAUCAGGCCUCACGUAGCAGCUUCCUCAGCCAUGUGUAGUCUUUCCAAUGGUACAGACUGCCAACACCGUGCUGAGGGUUUUCCUCACAUCCACUAAGAAUGGGGCUUGACAUCACCACUUACGUAGGGACACCUAUAUCCCUUUAGAGUUUGGGUGACCGGGUCCACUUCUUUCAGCAUUUGAUGUUGAAGGAUGGCAUAUCGUCCCCUUCUGCCCCAUUCUUUGGUCUGGUAACAGUCUGAAGUGUGUGCAAAUGUUAGUCCCUCUGUCCCAGGUCACACGCUUAGGUGCUGCUUUAGCAAUAAAGAUGAUCUUUUGUAGUUUGCAUGGCUGUGCACUAUGCUCUUUUCUCCAGGCAGACAGUUCUGCUGUGACACACCAAAGAAUUCAUUUACUUGCAGAGCCACUGGCACAAACCCAAGGCACUGAGUGGAGAGGGGACAGGUGCAUCCCUUACCACUAGCAUCUCCCAAGCUGUUGCCAGAUGCAGAACUGGGCUGUAGCCUCACAGCCUCCUCACAGGGGAUAAAAGGCACAGACUCCGAACUGAGAGGCAGCCUGGCAGAGAAAGGAACUCCUGGCGUCUCAGAUUGCUGUUGCUGUGGAAUUUUUAGCUCAUCUCAGAAUGGCCACAUGGUCUGUAACAAUUCCAGCAGCAAGAACUAGGAGUGGCCCUUGAAAGGCAUGGUGCAAAUGCUGACCCUGUGUCCUGUAGGUACUUGGGCCAGAUGCUUGUGCAGCUGUCCUGUAUCAGCCAGGUCUUGGCAAAAAGGGUGCCGACAUUGUUACUACUGUGCAGAUGGCUCUCCCCAUCCCUCUGUGCCACAAGUACAGGUAGGGAUCAUUGAUGCUAAGCAGCUGGUGACAACUGGACAGCCAUGUAGUGGCAUCACACAAUGACCUAUUUAGUUAGUCCUCAGUUUUCUAAACCAGAAUAGUUCUAUCACAAGAAAAUUGUUUUUUGAGUUAUACUUUCCUCAAGGAAUAUGUGGGAAGAUAUACUAUACUGAUUGUCAAAACAGUUGAAUUGUGAUAUUUACAGAGGAUGCCUUUGUAUGUUUUAUGGGAAAACUUGACUCAUUGGGUAAGAAAAGUUAUAUGAAAAGAGGAGAGAAUAAUUUAUAUGUAGAAACUAAUCCAGAGAUGUUACUGGUCUUUCAGGUGACAUUUUGAUAAUCUAGCUUGUAUUUGUCCAUAACUUUUAGCCCAGCUCUUAACAGCAAAAAUAUGUGGGCAGGCUGAAUUGAGGGAGGAGGAUGAAUAGAGGCUCUGUGUGCUCCUUAAAUGUUAUAUCCAAUUUAUAUAAUGUGUUUAUUGUCUUAACAAAAUGCUGUAGAACCUGCACUCAGUGCAACACUGUAGUCGUGGUGUGUUCUCCACUCCUCCUGCUUGGGUGUGAAUAACAGCUACCUAAGGGUGCUAAUUGGUUGUGCAUUUUCUGUUUGGAAGGCUCACUUGCAGUCAAAGUAGAACAGCUCUUUGCAGUGACUGCAUAACUUUGCUUGAAGUAAGGCAGUGGCCCAAGUCCUUCACCGCAUCUCGCCCUGUUGACUCUGUGGCCACACUCAUGGUCUAAGGGUGGCUCAUGAUGUAGAAUUGCAGAGUAGUUUAGAGAACAUUAUGCAGCAAAAACCACAGGCAAGCAUAUCUGAGCUUUUCCUUCCCCUUCAGGUCCCUGACCUUUCAAGCUGGACAAUUUUUGAUUGUUUAUUACCAGCUUUAAAAUAAAACUGAAACAGGAAAUUUUCAGAUAGGAAGGUCAUUUAGUCAUGAACACUGAAGUGGGUCAAAAUUCUAUUCUAGGUCAAGUCCUUGAAUUCAAACAGAUGUUGAUAAUUAGCAUGGAUGGAAUAGGGCAAAUAUUUCCAAGUAAGACAAAUAAAUACAAAAUCACAUGUGUCUCUUAUAGGGUCUGAUAGCUCACAGUUCCUGGCUGAUAUGGAUGCUGCCUCUGCCCCAAGGUUACACCUCAUGUGAUAAUUAUUACAGCCUUCAGGUCUUCCUCUUGGGGAAGUUAGGCAGUAAAGAAACUGAACCUUGGGUUUCUUCCUGUUGUAGCCAUCUGCAAAAUCAUCAAACUUAGCAUUUUAGCUGCGAAAAGACAAACACCAAGUCAUGUUUUGGCAAUUCAGUCCAGCACAUGUUUUGGGUUUCUUUUAGGAAACACAAAAGCAAAGCUCUGGUAUUCUCUGGAGUGCUUUAUUCUCAGUUUUGUUUUCUUUCUUCAUUUAAUAUCAA